GAGGCUCCCUCGCAUGCUCCUCAGCUCCCCGCAGAGCCCACGGAGCAGCCACRCGCCGGGCGGGAGACUCGCAGCUCGGUUCCCCCAGGGUCAGCAUCAUGCGUUGGGCCACGGUGCUGAUAGUCGCUGGUCUCUGCGGACUCUCCCUGGGCCAGUACAAUGAAGAAGAAGACCUGGCCUGGCUGCAGUACUACAUGCGRCAGUCCCGCCUCUCCUCCUAUAACUACAUGCCCUACUAUGAGGAUGAAAACACUCCUUACGUCUAUUCCUACCUCCCUGCUCCGGAUGCGGAGGUAGAGCCCGGCCCCGAAGCUCAACAGGCGCCUUCCCGAGAAUGUCCCCAAGAGUGCGACUGUCCCCCUAACUUCUCGGCAGCCAUGUACUGCGACACGCGCAACCUGAGGUAUCUGCCCUUCGUGCCUUCCAGGAUGAAGUACGUCUACUUCCAGAACAACCAGAUCACCUCCAUCCAGGAGGGCGCGUUCGACAACGCCACAGAGCUGGAGUGGCUCGCGCUGCACAACAACCAGAUCACCAGCGAGAAGAUGGGCAAGAGGGUCUUUACCAAGCUCAGGAACCUGGAGAGGUUAUACAUGAACAACAACAACUUGACCAAGAUGCCUGGCCCCUUGCCCCGCUCCCUGAGGGAGCUCCACUUGUCUUACAACCAGAUCUCCAAGGUCCCGUCCAAUGCUCUGGAGGGCCUGGAGAACCUCACAGCCCUGUACCUCAGCCACAACCAGAUUUUUGAAAUGGGAGCCUCCCUCAAAGGGCUCAAGUCCUUGAUCCUUGCUGAUCUGAGCUACAACCACCUCAGGAAAGUCCCUGAUGGCCUCCCAAUGGCCCUGGAACAGCUCUACCUAGAGUACAACCACAUCAACACCAUUCCUGAUGACUAUUUCAGAGUCUCUCCCAAGCUGCUCUAUGUGAGGAUGUCCCACAACAGCCUCACAAACCAGGGUCUCUCCACCAACACUUUCAAUAGCAGCAGCAUCCUCGAGCUGGACCUCUCCUACAACAGGCUUCAGAAGAUCCCACGGGUCAGCACCAACCUGGAGAACCUUUACCUCCAAGGGAACCAAAUCAACGAGUUCUCCAUCAGCAGCUUCUGCACCGUCGUGGACGUCAUGAACUACUCGCGGCUCCAGGUGCUGCGGCUCGACGGCAACGAGAUCAAGCGGAACGCGGUGCCGCCGGACGCGCCGCUGUGCCUGCGCCGCGCCACCAUCAUCGAGAUCUAGCCCGGCGUCCCCUCCCGUCCUCAGGACAGCGCUGCCCGUGCCCGGGGACRCUCGCUCCCAUCUCAUCGCAGCUUGGCGCCUCGGCUCGGCUUCCGCGAUAGCGCAGC
Molecule: messenger RNA, 1348 nt
Organism: Nothoprocta perdicaria
Lineage: Eukaryota; Metazoa; Chordata; Aves; Tinamiformes; Tinamidae
Gene: FMOD
Product: fibromodulin
Exons: 3
Coding region: 99-1241 (380 amino acids)
Molecular function (GO): protein binding
Source: RefSeq, a predicted model, not a curated record